UUGCAUAAUAAUCGCGGCUUAUAAACACAGCCAUGAACGCCUCUUGAACAUUACAGCCUGGUAAAACCCCGCGUUUGAUCUGAUCGAACUUUUCAGAGUAUUUUAUUUGGUAUUUUUAAGCCUUACUGAGCUGCAGGAUCUGCUGCGUCUCCUCGCGACAUGUUCAGAGCUGAAACGCUUUCUGAUUAGCGUGUGAAGUGGAUUUGUUUUUAGUGGUUUAAUGAGGUCAUUUGAGGUGUAAUGGCUCCCAGAAAGACGUACAUCAGUGUGGGUUACUCCUGUGUCGGGGUUCUGGUGGGAUUUUCAGCUUUCCUGGUGUGGAACAUCGUCUACAAACAGCCCUGCACCUCCGCCAUGGGAGGAUUAUCAGGGGUGUUGGCGCUCUGGAGUCUCAUCACUCACAUCAUGUACCUGCAGGACUACUGGAGAACGUGGCUGAAGGGUCUGAAGUUCUUUCUGUUCGUGGGCGUGUUUUUCUCCGUGCUCUCCAUCGUCGCCUUUAUCUCCUUCCUAUCCGUGGCCGUCUCACGAAAAGAGUCGCUGAAGGACCCUCAGAGCCUGUACCUGUCGUGUGUGUGGAGCUUCAUGAGUCUGAAGUGGGCGUUCCUCCUGAGCCUGUACUCUCGCCGAUAUCACAAAGAGUUCGCCGACAUCGCCAUCCUCAGCGACUUCUAACACACACACACACACACACACUCUCUCUCGAGUACAUGAACACCCUGUCUCACAGGUUGCACAGUGAGUUGAGACAUACUGCUACACGUUUCUCAGUUUUUAUAUGGCUGUGAGGAUGAAGGCGGUGACGAGCGGUCGUCACGGCGACUAAAGAGAUUAAAGGAAAACUCCGGCGUUUUAAAAAAAAUUUUUUAUCCGUCUCUCUCUCUCCACCGUGUCUGUAGCGGACGUGAUUACAGCACGGUUGAGAAUUUCCUCUCGUUUCCCUGUACCGCGUGGGGAAAAAACUCACUUAUAAUAGAAGUCAAGGGGCAGAUGUUGAACAUCCUACAGAAAGCGACAUGAUUUCUCAUCUUCCUGUACAGUAGGUAAACAGCGUAAAUUGCACUGCGCUUUUCUUUUUUCUUUCCUUCUCGUCGGCCUCGUAAAACCAUCGUCGAUUAAUCGUCCGUGUGGAAUCUUUAAGAAAGCGUCGCUCUGCGUCGUACACCACUCAUUUCCUGACCUCUAAUAACCACCAGAAAGUUGUUUCCAAAACUAAAACAGACGAGUAGUAGCUUUUCUUUUUCCCCACCCGAGCACUUUAUGGUUACCGUAAAACACCGAACUCACACACACACACACCCACACACCCCAGUUUCUACCUUACACAAGUGAUGUGUGAAAGGAUGAUUUAGCAACUGUACCACGUUUAAACUACGCUUUAUUCCUCUUCGAUAUUACCCGGAACUACUUUUUACUUCACUACUGUGUGAAAAAGUUGUAGAUAAAUGUCCGUAAGGAAAGACGUUCCUCAUCCUGCAGGUCUGUAGUUGUGUGUGUGUGUGUGUGUGUGUGUGUGUGUGUUAUAUAAUCACACAGUUUAAAUGUUUAGCGCUGUAAUUCAGUAACAGCUGCCCCCAGACUUCCAUUAUGACUGAAUUGGGAGUACACUGUUUUUUGUUUUGUUUGUUUGUUUGUUUGUUUGUUUGUUUGUUUGUUUGGAAAGGUGUUGACUACACACUUCAUGCACACAAUGCUUUAGGAAUAGGAUAAAAAAUCAUUUUUUAAAACUCCGGAAUCGUCCUUUAAGGCGGGUCGCACGAUGUUGAAUAGAUUUUAUGAGCACCGGUGCUUUUAAUCUACUUUUUGUAUAAUUGUGUGAUGCGUUUCUGAACCUUUGCCAGUUUAAAAAAAAAAAUGCAGAUUUUUUUUUCCCCUUCACUUUUUAUGAAAGGCGUGGCUACGGGGCGUCGCUGGUGACAUCACUACUUCGUAAAAACACUGCGUGACCGCGAGUUAGAUCAUUAAAUAUGGUGGCAUUUUCAUAAAGAGUGAGCGGUGUGCUGUGACUACAGUCGGGUGUGUAGAACACACACACACGGGUUUACGGUAACCAUGGUGACUGUAGUAUGUAUAUUUGUAUAUGACUGUGUGAGCGAUGUAGAUGUUCGAACAGUUCACGCUUUAGGUUUAUGAUUGCUUUUUAAUGACUGUAUGUCAAACGUGCUUUGCAGAAGUUUGUUCAAUUAAAACAGUAGAUUUGAACGUGAGUCGUCUCCGACGGGAAGCCUCUCUGUUCUGUAGACCGCGAUGUCCUCGUGAUGUUCUAACGAAACGUUAUUUUUUUUUCCACGUAUAAUGUUCUGAUUUCACGUUCCAGAACAGUUCGUUACACGUCGGAUCGUUUGAAUUAUUCGUAUGUUUUAUCGAAUCGUCGUCGACGAUAGAACCGUGAUAUUCAUCGCUUUUGUAUAUUAUGCACUAUUUCCGUGGAAGGGAAAAAAAGAGAUUGCUUUAAUUGAACAAACGGAGCGUAAUAUUUUUAUCGGAAAAGUUGUUGCGUGCAGAAAUUUAAUAAGAAGGUGUACGCGCGUAUAAACUUGCUAAACGUAGCUGGCUUUACUAAAACAAGCGAGCGUAAGGGUUUUACUUCGCAGGCACCUGUUUGAAGGAACAAAAACAACGAUCACGGCUUACUACGAUGUGGCUACGAUUUGUUAUCCUGUCCGUGUGCGUUAAUACGUCGUGGCCACGCGUUAUGUAUUAGGGGUGUGACGAUCCGGCGAUUUGGAUCGAUGCCUUGAUUUUAAAAGGCGACAACAUAAGUUAUUAUUAUUAUGGAAAAAGGACAGAGGAGAGUGGUGUAGGAAAAAAUGAUUAAUAUAUUUUUUAAUUGAUUCAAUUAUUUUAUUGGCUCGCAAGAUCAUUUAGCUGUAACUAGAGCUGCAACAACUAAUCAAUAAAAUCGAUAAUAAUCGAUUAUGAAAAUCGUUGUAAGGAAUCUCAUUAUGGAUCAGUCGGUGUGCGGCGGUACGUUUACUCGUUACGUUACUUCUGUUCUGAAAACACGCUUCGGAGAGUAAAUACUGAAGUGUCUCAAUUCUCGUACUGUACACUUACACUAUGCACUGUGUACUCUACCGUCUAGUGCAGUGAUUCUCAACCGGUGGUGCGUGGACCCCUAGUGGUCAGUGGUGUACUUGCAGGGGGUCUGUAGGGAAGUUUUAAAAAUGUUUAAAUAAUAUUCUGUGUUUUUUUUGUUAAAUGUAUCAAAAUAUAUUCAAAUGAGAUGUUUUAAAAGUAGUCAAUUUGGUUAUUCACAAAUAUCACGUUAACUGAGCUGACGAUCGUUCAUUGAUGGAUUUAUUUACAAAUGAAAUGAUAAUUUGUAAAAAGUUCAACAAGUUCAAGUGUCGCAUUGAUGGAUAAAAUAAACAAAGGAUAAUCCAGAGAGUCGAAUUAAAUGUCACACCGACAAAAAAAUCGUAAUGUUUUGAUUCAGUUUUAGUGUUAAUUGCUGUGGAGUGAAGCGGUGCUUGUGGAUUGUUUGAAAUACGCGAGGGGUCCAGAGCUCACAAAAGCUUGAGAACCACUGGUCUAGUGUACGACUUUUAGAAAGGUAAUAUCAUCUCAAGUGGAACACGGUAGUUUUUUACUAACGUGAAAGUUUUCUCCCAUCCGAUUAAUCGAAAAAAUAAUCUGUCAACUGAUCGAUUACGAGAAGAAUCGUUAGUCGGAGCCGUAGCUGUAACGCUCUGAAACGUUUCCUUUGAACAGCGGGUUCGCUCCGGAUUGUCGCGUAUCGAUGAGACGAUGAUUCGUUGUGUUGUCGUUAAAUUGAAUCAUUGCAUUCUGAAAUGAAUCGAAUCGAAUCGUGCCAUCAGAAGUGUGACCUUUACACCGUGUCGUUGUCACCGGCGCGGCUCCGUAGUCCUCGUAUCCGGGAUCGUCGCGUUAGGAUAAGGGACGUGGAGAUGCGUGAUAACUUUUUAAAAUGUUAUUUUCAGUGUAUUUAUGCCUGUAUUAAUCUCACUGAUUUAAAAAUAAAACGCAGAAUGCAGCGACACAACCGAGUGAAUAUCGCUGACCGUUUGUCAACGUCGUGAGUAAAAAUGUCGUUAAUGGCGUGAAUGUAGCGAAUCGUUUGACGUGAGACUUUAGCGUGCAUCAUCGGUCAUAAAAACGCCGCAGGUUUCAGCCACUCGUGUUUCUGUUUAUCUGAAGAGAACAAAUGUAAACGUUUUAUUGUUAUUUAGGAUAUGGAUCCUACGAAUAAUGUUUGUGUGUCUUUAUAUACGUUUCUGCGUGCACAUCAUGUUAAUAAAACACUUUUAUUGGAAUUACG
Ictalurus furcatus (blue catfish) is the source of this 4282-nucleotide messenger RNA. RefSeq names its product solute carrier family 48 member 1b (gene slc48a1b). Gene Ontology annotation, biological process: heme transport. The coding region runs from base 241 to 675 and encodes 144 amino acids. The record is from RefSeq and is a predicted model, not a curated record. The transcript has 3 exons. NCBI's taxonomy places the organism in Eukaryota, Metazoa, Chordata, Actinopteri, Siluriformes, Ictaluridae. Gene Ontology annotation, cellular component: plasma membrane; lysosomal membrane. Gene Ontology annotation, molecular function: heme binding; heme transmembrane transporter activity.